Messenger RNA from Daucus carota subsp. sativus, 1044 nucleotides. Its product is annotated as methyl jasmonate esterase 1. Lineage: Eukaryota; Viridiplantae; Streptophyta; Magnoliopsida; Apiales; Apiaceae. Gene Ontology annotation, biological process: jasmonic acid metabolic process; salicylic acid metabolic process. Bases 91 to 873 code for a protein of 260 amino acids. The transcript has 3 exons. The record is from RefSeq and is a predicted model, not a curated record. Gene Ontology annotation, molecular function: methyl salicylate esterase activity; methyl indole-3-acetate esterase activity; methyl jasmonate esterase activity.
AGACAGGGACAAAAGCCAGAAAAUUAGUCAAGAAACGUAAACAGAGUUGGCAAUUAAAAUCCAUUCUUUCAAAAUAAAACCAAUUAGAAGAUGACAGAAAAGAGAGAGCCUCACUUUGUGCUGGUUCAUGGAGGUUGUCAUGGUGUAUGGUGCUGGUACAAGGUGGCAACACAGUUAAGAUCAGAGGGACACAGAGUCACUGCACUGGACUCAGCAGCUUGUGGCAUCAACCAGAAGCCGCUGCAAGAAGUCCAUUCCUAUUACGACUACUUCGAACCCCUCCUGGAGUUUCUGGCCACCUUAGCACCAGAUGAGAAGGUGGUUCUGGUGGGUCACAGCUUCGGUGGAUAUGGCUUGUCACUAGCUAUGGAAACCUUCCCUGAAAAAAUUUCUGUUGCUGUUUUCGUAACAGCUUUUAUGCCUGGUCCGGACCUUACUUAUCUUGCUAUAUCUCAUGAGAUUAAGCAAGUGUUCAAGGCAUACGGGGAUGAAAUUUUCAAAUUUGAUCAAAUCUUGGAUAAAGGCACGUACAUCUUUACACCCCAGGCGUUGGCCUCCAAACUGUAUCAACUCUCUCCAACCCAGGAUUUGACUCUAGCAACUUUGUUGGUGAGGCCACAUCCUUCAGAAACUGAUAUAAGCGCACCAGAAGUCCUGAGGGUCAGUAAAGAGAAAUACGGUUCAGUUCGUCGCGUUUAUGUUGUGGCUGACCAGGAUAUCAUACUGCCUGAAGAAAUACAAAGGUGGAUGAUUCAACUGAAUCCCCCGGAUGAGGUGAAGGUGAUCCAGGGUUCUGAUCACAUGACCAUGUUUUCUAAGCCACGGGAGCUCUGCUCUUGCCUUCUAGCAAUUGCCCAGCAACACUGCUUAUAAAUUGUGCGCCUUCUCCAUUUUACUUAUUUGUAUCUGCAAGUGAAUGAUGUCCCGAUGGCACAUGCCUAGGCCCGUUUAUGGGUGACUGAGUCUUUUAAUUAUAAUGUGCCUUUGAUUUACGUAUGAAAAAAUGAUGCACGAAAAUUUUAAUGUGACUGAAUUUUACAAUAA